UGACAUUGAAGAUUUUUUUCAAGGAUUUCGUAACCAAAGGCAAUAUGCUACCCACGUGUUCCUUUCCUUUAUAAACGACUGAUUAUUUCAAUAAACUCACAUAUAGAUCUUCUCGGAAUGUUGACCUUACUCAUGUUGUGGGAUGAACCAAAACUUUAUUGUUUUCGUACUACAUGAUAGAGACAAGAAACUACAGUCUUUGCAUGAAUAUUCUAUAUAAAUAUACUUGUACCGAUUGAGAAAAGAUGUCUGAGUAUGAAAAAGUUUUAAAACAGCUUGGUUCAUAUGGACCUUUACACUAUUUUGGGAAAUAUCAGUUUAGAGUUUUCAUCAUUGUAAGCCUGUUUGAGACACCAGCAGCAUGGGCAAUGUUAUUACCUAUCCUAAUCAAUGCAAAGCCAAAAUGGACAUGUUAUGAGGAUAGUGGACUUUUAAGUGGUAAUGCAACCAGAAAUAUGACACAGAAUUAUACAAUGAAUGCAUGUGCAGCAGAUAAUAAAAUAUGUUCUGCCACAGAAUUCUCCGAGGACUUUACUUCUAUCAUAUCAGAGUGGCAUUUAAUCUGUGAGAAUGAAGGAAUACCAUCAUUUAUCACUACCCUACAGAUGGUUGGAGUAUUUCUUGGUGCAUGUAUCACUGGACAGCUGGCUGACAAGUUUGGAAGGAAGAAACCUUUAUAUCUGGAGUACCUGUUACUUCUUGUUUUACUAUUCUGUAGUGCAUUUGCUCAAUCAUGGCAAACAUUUGCUGUCCUCCGAUUCUUCAUUGGUGGAUUAGUUGGAGGUGUGUUGGUAACGAACUUUGUCUUACCAUUAGAAUAUGUUAUUCCAUCCUGGAGAGUAUUUUGUGGCUGUGUAGGUUUUUGGGCUGUAGGACUGAUGCUGCUAGCUCCCCUAGGAUACUUUAUCAGGGAUUGGAGAACCCUAACAAUGGUGACAUCACUUGUAGGAUUACCCAUGCUUCUAAGCUGGAGAUUGGUACCAGAAAGUCCUAGAUGGUUGCUAAGUAAAGGUAGAUUUGAAGAAGCUAAACAGAUCAUACUGACCAUGGCAGCUUACAACAAAGUAGAUAAGCCUGAUCUCACUCCACUACAGUUAUCUAUGAAAAUAGAUAGAAAUGAAAAUAAAGGGUGUCAGAUGUAUAGCUACCACAAUCUUUGUAGAAAUCCAAAGUCUGCAUUCCACAGUUUUAUUGCUAUGUUUUGUUGGUUUGUUUCAAGUUCUGUGUACUAUGGUUUAAACUUUAACACUAAGAAUCUAGCUGGUGAUAGAUACCUCAAUAUCUUCAUAUCGGGAUUGGUUGAAAUACCAGCUUUAGUUUUGGUUCUACUUAUCAGUAAUAAAAUAGGACGACGAAAGACGAUCUCACUUUUAAUGAUAUUGGCAGGAAUCUCAUGUUUCUCAGUUUUAUUUAUAGACUUAGCUGGUGAAAAGUCCUCUGGAUUAACAAUACUAACAAUAGUGCUAGCCAUGCUAGGGAAGUCAGGAAUAGCUGGUGGCUGGGCUGCAGUUCAGGUUUUCUCUGCUGAAACAUUCCCAACUGUUGUCAGGAACAUAGGUAUAGCUGCAUGCUCUAUGUCUGCCCGGGUUGGAGGUGUGGUAGCUCCACAAUUUGAAAGUUUAAAUUCUAUUCAGCAAUCAUUACCAUUCACAAUAUUUGGAGGAUUAGCAUUAGCCUGUGGUGUCUUAGUUUGUUUCCUACCAGAGACUGCUGGGAGACCAUUACCAGACAAAUUAGAUAUAAUUGUGGAAACUCAACUUACUGAUAAAGGGGAAAAGGCAGUAGAUGAAGAAGAAUUUCUAGAAAAUACCCUUUUACAGAAUGAUUGUGAACAAGAGAAUGUUUUUUGAGUUGCUGUGUUCUAAUAUAGUUAUAGUUUAUGACAUUAAUAUUGUUACCCAGAGUGCAAUUUCAUUUAGAUUUUUCUUAGGAUGCAAAAACUAUUGUAACAUGUAAA
Messenger RNA from Mytilus trossulus (common blue mussel), 1957 nucleotides. Its product is annotated as organic cation transporter protein-like. The transcript has 10 exons. The coding region runs from base 246 to 1850 and encodes 534 amino acids. Lineage: Eukaryota; Metazoa; Mollusca; Bivalvia; Mytilida; Mytilidae. Gene Ontology annotation, biological process: transmembrane transport. The record is from RefSeq and is a predicted model, not a curated record. Gene Ontology annotation, cellular component: membrane. Gene Ontology annotation, molecular function: transmembrane transporter activity.